AUGCGGAGUAGAAAAGAGAAGAAACUCUUCAUUGCAGAGAAGUCGACUGACUUCAUUGGCUCUAACUCACAAGAACAAGAUUUUAAGAGAAACUUGAAGAGAAAAGUUUCUAACCAGGUGGAUGAGGGUGCUGGUGGUAAAGCGAAGCAAAGUAGAAAAGAGUUAAAGGAUAUGGACCAAAGAGUUGACUUCAUUUCAGCAAUUCCUACUCACAUCAUCCAUCAUAUCUUAUCUCUUCUUCGUUGUAAGAAAGAUGCAGCUCGAACUAGUGCCCUGUCCAAGAGGUGGAGGGAUAUAUGGGCUUCUUUCUCAAUUUUGGAUUUUGAUGAGCGCAAAUUCCACCAAAAUCAAGAGGUAAAUUUUUGUGGUUUGUGUAGAAAAGAGCGUGGCUUAAUUGAGAAGGCAAGAGAGGACGAGAUCUUGAAGAAGAAAUUGAUGUUCAGGGAUUUUGUUGAUAACACCCUGCAGAGUUGCAUCGAACAAAAAUCUGGUUUGCAGAAAUUCGUGCUUCAUGUUACCUCCUUUGAUUUUCAGUUGGCUGACUGUUUGGAUCGGUGGAUAGGUUUUGCAACUGAAAGCACCAUCCAGGAGUUGGAUCUCUAUAUUCCACCCAAAAGUGGAUGUUACCGCAUUCCUCGAACUGUCUUUGCUACCAAGUCGAUAACUGACUUGAGGAUUUUUGGCGGCAGUCUGGGAACUUGUAAUGAUAUUAGGCUUUCCAUUUUGCGAAAACUGUGUCUAGGGAAACUCCGAGUCUGUGAAAAGAUAAUAAACAAUCUGCUCCUUAGCUGCCCCUCCAUUGAAGAUUUGAGACUCAUACAGUGCAGUGGCUUGAAAACUUUAAUGGUUUCUAGUAAUAAACUCAAUAGAGUUGAUCUUGACCGCUGCAAUGCGCUGAAGGAUGUUGAGCUUCAAGCGCCGCAUCUUCAAAGAUUUUGGUUUCGUGAGAAGAAAUCUGAAAUCUGCAAAAUCAACUUGGCCUUGUCUAAAUCUCUCAAAAGUUUGACAAUAGAAGAUGCCAAAAUGACUGAUGAUUUGUUUCAAAAUCAUCUUUCUAAUUUUCCUGUCCUUCAGCACCUGAUUUUAAGUAAAUGCAAUUCCUUAGAAAGUAUUACAAUCUCAAGUCAUCGGCUUGAGACAUUAGUCUUGAGAGAAUGUGCAAGGCUAAAAGAAGCUGAUAUCGACACUCCAAAUCUUCUUUCAUUUGAGUACAAGGGUCAUCAGAUGCCAUUUUCUUCUUUGAAUCCUUCAGGCCUGAAAGAGGCGAGGUUCUAUUUUGAACCUCAUCCAAUUCAUCAUCGACAGAGAGUUGGAUUCUUCAAAGGAGAUCAUGACUGCAUUUGGUUUGCUCCAAUGCAAAAAUUGCUUGAGAAGUUUGAUCUCUCUAAGGAUUUGAAAUUGGUGGUGCGUUACAAAAAGAAUGUCGUUAUUCAUGAAGAUUUGAGAGAUAUCCUGGUUCCUCCAAUCCAUGAUCUCAAGCUUGAAAUUGUCAAGCCAUCAACCAGUUUGGAAGAUCUAACAGACAAUUUGUUACGGACAUGGCGACCAGAGACACUAUUUGUUGUAUCAUCUGCAACUAGCGAUUUCUCUGUGCAACUAUAUAAGAAGAUGGUGGACAGAGGAGAUCCGGUCUGCUGUAAAUAUAACACGUCAAGCAAUAAAUGUUGGCGGCACUUUUUGAAGGAUGCUAACAUUGAGAAUCUUAGUGAUACUACAGAUACAUCUGACUGGAUUACCUGGCUGAGCAUCUCAGCUCAUCUCCUCCAUCUUUUAUCGUCUCAUAUGGAAAAUGGCAAGGAAGUUAGCAAGGAACCAUCGGGUGGGAGAAAGAAGAGUAGUAUAUUAGUUGGACCAUGGGGAGGACAUGGAGGGGAUAGCUGGGAUGAUGGGAUCUACCAUGGAGUGAGAGAAAUCAAACUUUUUUAUGAUCUUUGCAUCGACUCGAUUCAGGUGGUAUACGACAAGAAUGGUAAGCCUGUCACAGCAGAAAAACAUGGAGGUCUUGGUCCUCUUGGAGGCAGUAGAACAGCUGAGAUUAAGUUGCAAUAUCCAGAGGAGUACUUAACCAGUAUGAAUGGCCAUUACUGCCGAGUAGUUUAUGGUGGUAGUCCUGUGAUUCGAUCACUAACAUUCAUCAGCAACAAAAGAACGUUUGGACCAUUUGGAGUUGAAGAUGGAACACCAUUUACACUUACAAUGGAUGGAGCAUCGAUUGUGGGCUUCAAAGGUAGAAGUGGAUGGUAUCUUGAUGCCAUUGGGUUUCGUUUAUCUCGUAUUCAAUCCACCAAAAUCCUCCAAAAAUUUCAACAAAAGCUUCAAAGGCUCACCAGUGCGGUUUCAAAGUCCUCUGUCUCCAAGGAUGGUGAAAAAACCUAUUGA
Messenger RNA from Dovyalis caffra, 2379 nucleotides. The record is from the annotation of a GenBank genome assembly. NCBI's taxonomy places the organism in Eukaryota, Viridiplantae, Streptophyta, Magnoliopsida, Malpighiales, Salicaceae.